Molecule: messenger RNA, 1359 nt
Organism: Raphanus sativus (radish)
Lineage: Eukaryota; Viridiplantae; Streptophyta; Magnoliopsida; Brassicales; Brassicaceae
Exons: 6
Coding region: 1-1359 (452 amino acids)
Source: RefSeq, a predicted model, not a curated record
AUGAAGAAGAAAGGCGGCAAGAGCGCCUCCUCCGGUCCUCACUUUCCUUCCCUCUUGAAGGGUCAGGACGUUGUCAAUCUUGCCGUUCAAGCUCACGGCAAGAGCGAUCUAGUUAGAGCUUGUGCUGAAAACGAGAACCCCGAGACCGCUCCGGAGGAAAUCAAAGAUCCUGUCAAGUUAUCUAGCAAACUCACUAGAGCUCUCUACAGGAAGCUACAGCACAGUCCUAACUCUUGGGGGGCUUACACCACUUCAAGAGUCGGAUCAGCUAGGUUUCCUGAGCGAUAUCAGGCGUCCUUCCCUGACUCAGUGACGGUUGCUGGUUUAGAAGUUUCUGAAGGUGAUUCCGUUCUCGAAGUUUCCUCCGGAGCAAGUACUUCCUCGAAGACUCAUUCACAGAAGAUGCCAAUUCAACCUUCCUUCCGUUCCAGGGGCUCUGCUCCUGCUAAAGGUGUUAGCUCUUCGGAGCCUAAGGUUCAGGAAGUUGGUCUUUCCUCCGAGGUCCCGAUGACUGAGGCUGAUCCUCAAAUAGUGAGGGAUCCUCCGGAGCUUGAGCCCCCGAGGAACAAGAGGUCCCGAACCGACCAGGUUGACAGACCUUCGAGGUCUUCCUCCUCCUCCUCUAGAGGAGGAACCGUUGGCUGGAACUUUGCUCAUUCGAAGCCUGGAUCGGUUUUGGACGAUCCGUGGGGUUUAGCUACUUUGAUGAGGCACAUGAAGAGUCCCGGGUGUUCCCUCCCCUCGAUCUCCAAUCUCACGCACAAGGAUGAGUACGUCGAUAUUGCUCAUCACAUGGGUCAGCUGGCUGGUGCUAUCAACAGAGCUCAGUUCAAGUUUGAGGACGCUGUACACAAUGCCCCUAGUGCCGAGGAAUUAGCCCAGGUCACUGAGUUGGUCAAGGCCAACAAGGCUGAGCUCAAUCAGACUCGGGCUCUGAUCUCGGAUCUCCAAGCCGAGGUGAAGAGGCUUGGCUCUAAAUGUGAUGCUCAGCAAGGGACGAUCGAGAGCCAGCUGAUUGACCUCCAGGUGAAAAAUAGGAAGAUUGGGGAGUUGGAUGCUGCUCGGAAGAUAGCCGAGUAUCAAGUCAAGAAGUUGAUUGCCACAUCUCAAAGCAGCCAGAAGAACAAGGAAGCUGAGGUCAGGCUAGCCGUCCGGAGAGGAAAGAAAGAGGUAGCCGAAGCCUACAACAAAAUUCUGGUUAUCGUCAAGGAGAAGUUCUCCAAGAAGAAGGACGAAGUCGACCUCCUUUUUCUGAAGGUGAUUCCGUUCUCCCGAAGUUUCCUCCGGCAGCAAGUACUCCUCGAGAAGACUCAUUCACAGAAAGAUGCCAAUUCAACCUUCCUUCCGUUCCAGGGGUAG